AAAAAUCGACAUUCGUUCGCAGACCGCCAAGGAGAUUCCAACCUCACGAUGCCGUCCAUCCGCCCGCUGAGUCCUGAGCUCCAGAAGAACGCCAUCGAGAAGCUGAACGAGGUGCCCAGCAAGCUCGAUGACGACAUUGCCGCUCUGCGGGAGUGGAUAAGGCAGCAGCCUCACCUGAAGGCUCGCACUGAGGAUCAGUUUUUGGUAAACUUCCUGCGUGGAUGCAAGUUUAGUUUGGAAAGGACCAAGGCCAAGAUCGACAGGUUCUACACGCUGCGCACCAAGUAUCCCGAGUAUUAUGGCGGACACAAUAUGGACGUGGACAAGACUCUGGAGAUCUUUAAGCUGGGUACCAUUAUUCUACUGCCACGUCCACUGAACGAUAAUGGGCCACGUCUUGCUUUGAUCCGCAUGGCCGCUUAUGAUCCCGAUAAGUACACAUUUCAGGAGGUAAACCGAGCCAGUGCUCUUAUGCAGCAAAUCAUGCUCGACGAGGACGAUGUGGCCAUUGUGAAUGGCAUGAUAUCCAUAUUGGAUCUGGCCAAUGUUACCACCGGCCACUUUUUGCAAAUGACACCUUCGUUUGCCAAGAAGAUGACGGUCUUCCAGGAGGAGGCCCUGCCCCUGCGACCCCAGGGCAUUCAUUUUAUCAAUACACCCAACGGUUUUGAGACGAUCUUCAACAUGAUCAAGCCCAUGAUGUCCAAGAAACAGCAGGGUCGCCUCUAUGUCCAUGGAAGCAAAUGGGAAGCACUCUAUAAGCAAAUUCCCAAGAAAUAUCUGCCCGUUGAGUAUGGUGGAGAAAACGGUUCGAUUCCUGAGCUCCUAAAGGAGUGGGAGCAGCGUAUUCUAGACCAUAGAAGCUACUGGGAGGAGGAGAACAACUAUGGCACCGACGAGAGCCUACGAGUGGGACAGCCCGUCGAUUUUGAGAGCCUCUUUGGACUGCAGGGCUCCUUCCGGCAACUUAAUGUUGACUAAGGAACACCUAAAAAUAGUCUCAACUGCAGCUCUUAUCUUAGCUUACAAAGUUUAGGAACUCAAGUAGCCGAGGGCUUUGUACCUCUAAUCGGUUUUUGAUAAGAUAAAAAUAAUAAUAAAUGAUAAUCAGAACAAAGGAGUAAAAAACAAAUAAAAAACUGAAACUAAAA
Drosophila kikkawai is the source of this 1151-nucleotide messenger RNA. The record is from RefSeq and is a predicted model, not a curated record. NCBI's taxonomy places the organism in Eukaryota, Metazoa, Arthropoda, Insecta, Diptera, Drosophilidae.